ACGUGACAACAUGUCAUGUGACUGAGUCAGCAAACAGCUCAGUUCCCGAGUGACCGAUGAUCACGUCUAAGAGCCCGGGGAUGUUGCUGCGUGUUUUGUACCUGUUUGCGGUGCUUGACGCGGCGUGUCUGCUGGACACGGGCAUGCUCUUCCCCCGGGAGUCUUCCUCCAGGGAGGUGAAGGAGCUGAACGGGCUGUGGAGCUUCAGGGCUGACAAGUCCCCGAACAGGAACCAGGGCUUCGAGAGGGCAUGGUAUAAAAGUCGGCUGGUAGAGACUGGUCCGGUGAUCGACAUGCCAGUUCCUGCCAGCUACAACGACGUCACACAGGACCCAACGCUGAGAGACUUCACAGGCUGGGUGUGGUAUGAGCGUGAGGUGGUCGUGCCUUCCCGCUGGAUCACUGAUAAAGGAACCAGAGUGGUUCUCAGAGUGGGAAGUGCUCACUAUAAUUCAAUAGUGUGGCUGAACGGGGUGAAAGUGACGGAGCAUAAAGGCGGGCAUCUUCCUUUUGAGGCAGAGAUAGGCAGUUUAAUCCGCGAAGACCCAACGAUGCCGUGCAGGAUCACCAUCGCAGUCAACAACACUCUGAAUCUGGACACUCUUCCUCCAGGAAGCAUCCAGUACUUGAACGACCCCACCAGGUAUCCUGAUGGUUUCUUUGUGCAAAACUACUACUUUGAUUUCUUCAACUAUGCCGGCAUACAUCGCCCUGUACUGCUGUAUACUACUCCUAAAGCUUACGUGGAUGACAUCACUGUGGUGACUGAUUUCCUGGAUAAUACUGGUAUGGUCAAAUACGAGGUGUCAGUCCAAGGUGCUGCCAAAGCCACGUUGAAGGUCACUUUGAUGGACAAAGACGGCCGCUGUGUGGCCUCCUCCGACGAGACAUCUGGAGUACUUAAAGUAGCCGAUGUGAAUCUGUGGUGGCCGUACUUGAUGCAUGAUAAUCCAGCUUAUCUUUACUCUAUGGAGGUUCGCUUAAUGGCAGCCGAUGCGAGAGCAACAUAUGAGGAUGUGUAUACUCUACCAGUUGGUAUCCGCACAGUCAAAGUUACCAACACUCAGUUCCUCAUCAACAACAAGCCUUUCUAUUUCCAUGGAGUCAAUAAACAUGAGGACUCUGAUAUUCGAGGUAAAGGCUUGGACUGGCCUCUAAUCGUCAAGGACUUUAACUUAAUCAAGUGGUUGGGGGCCAACUCUUUCCGCACCAGCCACUACCCCUACGCUGAGGAGAUCAUGCAGAUGUGUGACCGCCAUGGCAUCGUGGUGAUAGAUGAGUGCCCGGGGGUGGGCAUCAAAGACAUUCGCAGUUUUGGAAAUGCCUCUCUGGCCCAUCACCUGGUGGUCAUGGAAGAGCUUGUACGUCGGGACAAGAACCAUCCCUCUGUUGUCAUGUGGUCAGUAGCCAAUGAGCCGGCUGCAGAGAUGCCUCCUGCAGGAUACUACUUCAAGACCUUGAUAGAACACACCAAAGCUCUGGACCCGACUCGGCCCGUCACUUAUAUCACAGACAGUAACUAUGCCAGAGACAAAGGGGCUCCCUACGUGGAUGUAAUCUGUGUAAACAGUUACUUCUCCUGGUACCAUGACCCAGGCCACAUCGAGGUAAUCCCCAUCCAGCUCAACACUCAGUUUGAGAACUGGUAUGGAAAGUAUCAGAAACCCAUCAUCCAGAGCGAAUACGGAGCAGACGCUGUGCCAGGGCUUCACAGCGACCCACCCAUGAUGUUUACCGAGGAGUACCAGAAUGUCGUCCUGGAGAGCUACCACAACGUGUUCGACCAGAAGAGAAAGCAGUAUGUCAUCGGUGAACUCAUCUGGAACUUUGCCGACUUUAUGACUGCACAAGGGAUCACCCGCGUGGUAGGGAACAAGAAGGGUAUUUUCAGCAGACAAAGGCAGCCUAAAUCUGCAGCACUCAUCCUGAAGGAGAGGUACUGGAGACUGGCAAAUGCAACAGGCAGACUGCCUCCUUGGGCCAAGUAUCCCUGCUCACUCUGACACCAACCAGUUGGGUCACCAAGUCCAGGAUGGACUCAAUCCCAUGUGAACAUUGUGUCUCUUGGAAAAUGCUGGUAAAAUUCAGUCAGUUUCUUGAGGCAGUUUACUAAAGCACAUAUAGAAUAAAGCUUUGAAAAACAAAUGUCAAACAAAUGAAACCAUAAUUUAGCUGUGCUAUUGUUGUGGUUUGCAAUAUGAACAAUUCUGUUAAUCUGCAACAUUUUCAGAACAUAAAAGCAACUUUUAAUGCUGCUAAAAUCAGCCUCGAGUGCCUGAUCAAUGGUGUAAUUCACAUUUUAUGAUUACCAGUGCAGCCCCUGUUCGAGGUGUGCCCAUUCAAAUUAAUAGUUCCUAGAAAUGGUGCUUGCAGCAUUGUUAGGAUGUUCAGAGCCAAUCAUGGCCAAUCAUAACCUGUCCAGACAGAUUAACAGUAUGGCUGCUUGCACUUCUCAAGACCUGCUCAUCCAGUCGACUUCACACUCAACACUGCCCUACUUUAAGUCCUCAGCAAUAAACCAGCCAAGUGUGAGGUCGAUUGGAUGAACGGUGUCGAGAAAAUCAAAUUAAACGGUUAUAUAUGCAUACAUACAGUUACAUUCCUUCAAAACGGUGGAUCAGGAUCUAAACACAAAUGGGGGGUGACAUGUAUGAAUAGAUUUGUCUGGACCCACACAAAAGCAAAUGUAGACAGAUGUGUAUUCCCUCCUUUAAAGAAUUGCAAUAUAUUUUCCUUUCGAUACACCUGAGUGAGUGUUUUUAAAUGAGUGCAUAUUCAGUGUUUUAGCAGAUGGAUGUAACAACUGUGUUGGAGUCAUCUGUUAUUUCUGUGUAUUGUGCAGCCAGCGUGACUGUUGAAUGUGAAUCUCAAUGCUGGAUCUGAUCAUAAAGUGUUUUUAUUUUUUAUAUGUGAAUCCCAAGAGAGAAUGGUUACUCUGAAUCUGAAUGAACGAUAUCAAGUUAUUAAAGACAAAACAUGAAAACAUGCA
Molecule: messenger RNA, 2989 nt
Organism: Larimichthys crocea (large yellow croaker)
Lineage: Eukaryota; Metazoa; Chordata; Actinopteri; Sciaenidae
Gene: gusb
Product: glucuronidase, beta
Exons: 12
Coding region: 57-2003 (648 amino acids)
Biological process (GO): carbohydrate metabolic process
Molecular function (GO): carbohydrate binding; beta-glucuronidase activity
Source: RefSeq, a predicted model, not a curated record